Papaver somniferum (opium poppy) is the source of this 2039-nucleotide messenger RNA. Its product is annotated as steroid 5-alpha-reductase DET2. Gene Ontology annotation, molecular function: 3-oxo-5-alpha-steroid 4-dehydrogenase activity. Lineage: Eukaryota; Viridiplantae; Streptophyta; Magnoliopsida; Ranunculales; Papaveraceae. The transcript is spliced from 5 exons. The record is from RefSeq and is a predicted model, not a curated record. Gene Ontology annotation, cellular component: membrane. The coding region runs from base 1162 to 1950 and encodes 262 amino acids. Gene Ontology annotation, biological process: brassinosteroid biosynthetic process.
AAAAAAACUUUACGAAACUCAGCCUUAGUCUAUCUCUCUGUGUGUGAAUCCUAGGUGUUUGAUUACGUUUCUCUUUGAAAACCCGAGGAAAUUCAACCUCGUAAUCUCCUUUUAAGGCUUUAAACUUGGAUUAAGCAAAACUACUCUCGUUGCUGUUGACAACUUCUCUGAAAGUUUUGAUUCUUCUGCUGAGCAAAUUCAUUCUCGUACUCAUCUUCAAUUAGCUCUGUGAAGAAAACGAUUGUAGCUGGGGUACAACCUACUGGUUCUGUACGUUAUCUUGGUGCAAUUAAAAAUUGGAUUACUCUUGAGGUUGGUUUGGUUGGCCUUCUGGGUUAGGCAACAACCCUCGAUUUGGGCAAGAACAGCAAAGGAUUCAGGUAAAGGAGAUUGGCGUGGGAUCGCUCACAAUGCUGUAUCAAGGACGCACACUCAGGUAGCUAGCCAGGUCAGAAAAACUUCAUCCGACAGGGUAAUGCAACAAGAAGAAAGAGAGGUGACGCUGUUCCAGUCUUCCAGAUAGGGUACGCUACGAGGAAAUCAUGUCAGAUUCAGCUUAUUUCGGUAGAGAUUUGGUGGAUCGAGCCACGAAAGCUGCUGAUAUAGCAGAUGCAGCUCUCAAUAAUGUUUAUCAAGCGAUGGGAUUCUUGCAAAGAUGAGAAGAAUCAAUACUGCAGCAAGAAUUGGUGUGAAGAGGUGCCCCUUGGACAGAAGACAAACGCCGAUUUUUCUUAUUGGGUAAAGGAGAUUGGCAUGGGAUUGCUCGCAGUUAUGUUGUAUUAAGAACUCACCUCAUAGCUUGGCUUUUUUGGCACCCACGAAAGUUGCUGAUAUAGCAGAUGCAGCUCUCAAUAAUGUUUAUCAAGCGAUGGGAUUCUUGUUCCCCCCUUGGAAGCUGCACAAUCUUUUCCUUUCAUCAUGUUGCUGCUGCAUUUCGCCAAAAACCAUGACUAAAACCAUUGGUAACUUUUUUUUGGCACCCCAUUAGCCUGUGAUGUGUCCGUUAACGGCAACCGUCGCCUUUUUAGGUGAAAAACAUAAUCUUCACUUUUUAACGCUAGGCGACAGUCUGUAGCAUUUAUAAUGACCUCCGCCUGUUGAGAUUCGCUACAUAAUCCCCUCCUCCUCCUCCUUCCCCUCUUCAACACCAAAAUCAAAACAAUGGAAGAUCAAAAUCUCUUCAACACUGCACUCCAAAUCCACUUAAUCCUAUCUCCAAUCACGCUCUUAGCUCUCUUAUUCAUUCAAGCUCCAUAUGGCAAACAUUACCGUGGUGGUUGGGGUCCAACAAUUUCUCCAUCCUACGCUUGGUUUCUAAUGGAAAGUCCAACACUUUGGCUAACCCUUUUAAUCUAUCCAUUUGGCCGUAACUUCUCAAAUCCAAAAUCAAUUGCUCUAAUCUCAGUUUUCUUGUUCCACUACAUCCAUCGAACCCUGAUUUACCCAAUUCGACUCUCCAAAUCAAGGAAAAAUCAAAAUUUCAAGAAACCCAGUUUCCCGAUUUCAGUUGUUUUGAUGGCUUUUGUGUACAAUUUGUUGAAUGUUUAUUUGCAAUCGAGAUGGGUUUCUCAUUACGCUGAUUUUAAUGGAGGGGGGAAUGAUUGGUGGUUUUGGGGGCGGUUUUUUGUCGGAUUGGUGGUUUUUGUAAGUGGUUUCGCGGUGAAUGUGAAGUCGGAUCUGGUUUUGGUCUCGUUGAAGGGGGAUGACGGCGGGUAUAAGGUGCCGAAGGGAGGGAUGUUUGAGUUUGUGAGCUGUGCGAAUUAUUUUGGGGAGAUCAUGGAAUGGUUUGGAUGGAUGGUUAUGAUUUGGUCUUGGGUUGGUGUUGCGUUUUUUAUGUAUACGUGUUCGAAUCUUGUACCUAGAGCUGGUGCGAAUCAUAGAUGGUAUUUAGAGAAGUUUAGAGAUGAGUAUCCUAAGAAAAGGAAAGCUGUAAUCCCUUUUGUUUAUUGAAAUUGAAAGAAGAAAUGAAUGUUCUUGUUUUUCUGUCUUUGUAACGGGAGUUGUUAAAACUUUUAAAAUGAAUUACUUUUGGGGGUUGA